Messenger RNA from Cylas formicarius (sweet potato weevil), 1229 nucleotides. RefSeq lists its product as uncharacterized. The record is from RefSeq and is a predicted model, not a curated record. NCBI's taxonomy places the organism in Eukaryota, Metazoa, Arthropoda, Insecta, Coleoptera, Brentidae. The transcript has 7 exons. Bases 1 to 1182 code for a protein of 393 amino acids.
AUGUAUUUCAUUACACCGCCGGAGCGCUUAACAUUGUUUUUAAUGUUAGUGAACUUCGGAAGGGUCGAGUGCUUUGAAAAGCACACGAAUACGAAGGAACCUUUAAAAUCGAGUAGAAACUACUCGAAUAAUACGCGGGACCCCAAAUUUUUUUGGGGCCUUGGUUUCGGGAUAGGUCUCGUGCGAUUUGAGAACAGCGUCUGCACUAGUGCCGGAAACCAAGACGGCACGUGUUACACCAGACGACAGUGCGCCGCAAUUGAUGGCAUCGCGUCUGGAACAUGUGCCAACGACAUCGGAGUAUGCUGCGUUAUUCAAAGGACAUGUGGCGACAUUUCAUCGUACAACAACACCUACUUUACAAACACCGAUUAUCCGUCCCCGGACACUGCGACCACCACUUGCACCAUGACGAUUCAACCUUGCAGCACAGAUUUUUGUCAGGCCCGCAUUGACUUUUUGGCCCUGUCGUUGGCUCAGCCAGAUCCUACGGGAGUUUGUACGACGGACGCUCUCAUAGUCAGCGGAGCUGCCGGUCCCGUACCAAUAAUUUGCGGUGAAAAUACCGGACAACACAUUUACGUCGACUUCAAUGGAAACAACAGCGUACAAUUAACGAUCACCACAAACGGCGCUAUCGCGUUCAACAGGCUCUGGGCAUUCAGGGUUAUUCAAAUCGCAUGCGCCUGUCCGACCAGAGCUCCAGUCGGUUGCUUAAUGUACUAUACCACGGAGUCGGGGACUGUGAACAGUUUUAACUAUGGUACCACUACGAAUGUCAUCGAUCCAAACACUGGAGUUGCCGGGACACGGGAGUUGAUACUCGAAAACUACGGUAUAUGCAUCGCCAUGUUACCCGGAUAUUGCGGCAUACAGUGGAGUUCCAAUAACUUCAUGGUGUCUGGCAACGCCAACAACGUGGGCAUUGGUGCCUUAACAGACGGAGAUUGCAAUAGCGAUUUCGUAGUAAUUCCCAACCCUUACUACGUCAAUGGCACAGCCGUCAACUCCGACCGCUUCUGUGGACUCGCGUUUGAUGAUGUCGUUAGUUAUACCAAACCGUUUGCUCUAUACGUCGUUACUAACGGCGACGAAGUUAACGACACCAUGAACAUCGGAUUCUCGCUGUCGUUUAUGCAAGUGGCUUGCACAAACUCCCUGGUCAACAACAUAUUCGGAUGAAGGACGUUUAAUGCCACGUCACAUGUAAAACCUGUGGGAAUAAAAAA